Messenger RNA from Aspergillus terreus NIH2624, 1086 nucleotides. RefSeq lists its product as uncharacterized. The record is from RefSeq and is a predicted model, not a curated record. The transcript is spliced from 3 exons. The coding region runs from base 1 to 1086 and encodes 361 amino acids. Lineage: Eukaryota; Fungi; Ascomycota; Eurotiomycetes; Eurotiales; Aspergillaceae.
AUGCAUCUUCUGUUACUUGUAUUUCGCCGAAAGGUUCAGGGUCAGGAGAGGGUUCAAUUCGGGUUUACUGUACGGUCCAGAGUGCAUCUAGACCAAAGUAACCCAGCGUCGAUAGCCGGAAGGCUUGAUCGGACGUGUAGACGUAGUGUCCAGGGUGUCCAGGUCGAUCAGAUUCAAUGGCCCAGGCACGAAAAUUGGGACCAAACGUGGGACAUGCGUCUGGCCAGCAGAAUUGGAAGUCAGAGGAAACCAGCAAUGCAGCCACGCUGGCCCUGUAUCCGUGAAUUCCGAAGUCACUCUCCGCGAACUAUUGACCUGUGCGUUGAUAUCAACUUGGACGCGUGCCCCGAUUUCUCUUGCCGAGCAUAUGACUUCUCUGCCAAGAAUCCGAACUAUCGCUGCACGUCACCCCGCCUUUCCUGUACCACCCCUCAGAAAACCCAGAGCUCUGAAAUAUCCCAAGUAUCUGACUUUGAGGCACUCAAGGCAUGUCAUCGUGUCUGUCGAAAGUGGUGUCGGGUCGCUACAGGGUUCUUGUUCUGUAGAGUUGUCCGUCACAGAGAAAACUCGGAGCAUUUCAGCGCGAUCCUUGGGCGAGACAAUCUGUCUGUAUUAGGCAAAGUCUUGUCAAUUGGGCGAGUAGACGAUACAGGCGGCGCUCUAUUGAAUUUGAUUCGUUCCGAUCGAAGCCCGCAGCAGUUAACGGUACGACCAACGAUCGCUGAUGUUCACCAGGUUCGUAAACGACUCUUUACAACCUCACGUACGGGUAUGGGCUCUCGAAAUUCUUUAAGUCUGCCGGACCUCCAAGAAAUUCGGCUCACUACCAAUGGACCGCCGUAUCCGCCCUUGCUCCUCUUCACUGAACUCCGGAAUCUUCAUGUCGACAUUGAGACCAUUCAAUGGCCGGCGAAAGUUACAUGGAAGUCACUGACCGAUGGUCACGAACGAUCGUUACUACGCAACAUUCAUACUGGAUUAGACAAGACGACGGAUAGGGAGUCGGCAGGUAUGAUUCGCCAGGUAUUGUCAGUCUUUUUAGAAUACUUUUGUUAUAUGGGCUGGAAAGAUACUCCCUUGGCGUAG